CACGCUGGAGUCACGUCCAAAAGUUUCUUUUUCGGACAGCGGGGGGGAGCUGAUUCGUGUGUGUGCAGAAGGAGGAGGCACCUUUCCGCAACCACCCCUCCCCCCCUUUGUGGGGGUGAGGGGAAGGAAUAGGAGGAAGAGGCAGCUUGGGGGUGGGGGAGGAGGUUUCUUCUCAUCAAAGCGCAGUUAGGGUUCACCGAGGAACUCCCACCUUGCUGUCAGUAAUUCAUUACAAGUCAGGCAGAGGGGAUCCGGAGCGGAAAUUGUCCCGGCAGCUGCGUGUUCCGAACUCCUCCGGAUUUACCGUCUCUCGGGCAAUACAAAACCAACCCCUGGGGCACAGCGCCUGGCUGGCACCUUUCCGUGUGUCUCGGGAGGCGAGGAGCGCUGGUAGUGACAGACUUGCUGAGGUCAGGGCCGGAGCAGCUGUCCCCGGCUGCUUUGAUCAUCGGGGGGCAACAACCCCCCCCCCCAGCCAAACUUUCUGCAGAGUCCCCUCCUGGCCAUGCACGGGUUUGCCUAACGCCUCUGAUGGAGCCGCCUGGCAGCUGCACCUGCCCGGAUAUUAUGACACCCAGCGCCGUGUUGCUCGGACCUGAAAUCUAAGCGAAUAAUCUCAGCGUUCGCCCAGCUGCUGCAGCUGGUGAUGUUAUUGGUGAAGAGGAGGAGAGGGGGGUUUCUUUCAAUUCGAUGGAUCUGAAAUCAGAGUCUCUGGACCGCCGUUGUUUGGGAAUAUCUACAUGCUGAGCCUCUUUGGGGUGGCGCAUCAGCUCAUCGGGGUGACCCAUCUGAAGAGAACAAGAUGUUUCUUGCUACCUUAUACUUCGUUUUACCCUUAAUGGAUGUACUUUUGUCCGCAGAAGUGAGCGGGCUGCCUGGCGGGGACCGUCUGGACUGCGUGCGAGCCAGUGAUCAGUGUCUCAAGGAGCAGAGCUGUAGUACUAAAUACAGGACACUGAGGCAGUGUGUAGCCGGCAAAGAGAGCAACUUCAGCCGGGCGACAGGCCUGGAGGCGAAAGACGAGUGCAAAAGCGCCAUGGAGGCGCUCAAGCAGAAAUCUCUUUACAACUGCCGCUGCAAGAGGGGCAUGAAGAAGGAGAAAAACUGCCUGCGCAUUUACUGGAGCAUGUACCAAAGCUUACAGGGUACGUUGCGAAACCCAGAAACAGUCCACUCCCCAAACGCAGGGUGGUUUCCCAGCCCCUCUCAGCCGCAGCUAGCCACCACCGCGCAGACUAAACGGAGGGGCUGACCUCAUAAUUCACAUUGUGCUCUUCAGCUGCAAACUGAGGAUCUUUCAUCCGACUCAGGAACAGCUGCUGCUGCAGUCUCCCGUUGUUGGGCAAUCCACAAUAAGGGUUUCCGCCAGAGGACCCAUGUUGACCUUUCUAAACCAAAGUCAAAAGAUUAGGGCAUUAGCAAGUGCCAAAGCUCAGGAACAAUCAAUUUGUGACCCUAACUGAGGAGUUUAAACACUUGUUAACUAGAUCUCACUUCACAGGG
Chrysemys picta bellii (western painted turtle) is the source of this 1503-nucleotide messenger RNA. NCBI's taxonomy places the organism in Eukaryota, Metazoa, Chordata, Testudines, Emydidae. The record is from RefSeq and is a predicted model, not a curated record.